CAUCUUCAUCCCCUGCAAACCUACAAGGGAGAAAAAAAAUAGUUGGCAUGUAUUAAUCGGAAUCCGAGUCUCACAUGUAUUAAUCGGAAUCCGAGUCUCCGACUCGGAUUUGUACUAGCUCUCCUCCUAUAAUUCACGCGCCACCGCUUGCUUGCAUUGCAUGCGUUCUUUGACACAAGGACAACGUCGCAGAUUCGCAGCCAAGGACGUCGUCCGUGAUGGCGCUCCGACCACCGCGGCCGUGUCCGGCCGGCGUGCAGCAGCGGCAGCACGACGUCGACGGCGCCGGCAACGCCAAGACUUCCCCGGAACAGAAGCUCGAGUUGCUGGACCUGCAGGAGGAGGACGACGAGCUCAUCUUCCUCGACGCCGACGACGAGGAGGGACGCCAGCUGCGCGAGAAGCUGGAGUCGCUGGAGCGGGAGUUCUGCCUGCUGGAUGAGCAGCGGGACAACGCGCUGUUCCAGAUUCACGUGCUGGAAGAGACGGUGCGCUUCCGCGAGGAGCUCGUCAGGCGGCUGACGGCGGUCACCCCCCUCGUCGUCGCCCAGCUCGACGAGGUCGUCGACGAGCACCACGCCGUCGUGACGCUGGGCGACGGAUGCGAGAGGAAGAUGUGCGUCGGCGUCGCCGGCUCGCUCGACCGCGGCCUCCUCAAGCCCUCGGCGAACGUCGCGCUGAACGGCCGGUCGCUCGCGCUCGUCGGCGUGCCCCCCUCCGACGUCGCCGCCUGCUCGGCCGCGCGGUUCCUCGUCGCGGACGCCGACAAGCCGGGCGUCGCCUACGACGACAUCGGCGGGUGCGAGGCGCAGAAGCGGGAGGUGCGCGAGGCCGUGGAGCUGCCGCUGACGCACCCGGAGCUCUUCGCCGCCGCCGGCGUCGACCCGCCGCGCGGCGUGCUCCUGCACGGCCCGCUGGGCACCGGGAAGACCAUGCUCGCCAAGGCCGUCGCGCGGGAGACCUCGGCGGCGUUCUUCCGCGUGAACGCCGCCGAGCUCGCGCGGCACGACGGGCCGAGGGUGGUGCGCGACCUGUUCCGGCUCGCCAGGGACAUGGCGCCGGCCAUCGUCUUCAUCGACGAGGUGGACGCGAUCGCGGCGGCGCGGCAAGGCGGCGACGACGACGACGGCGGUGCCAGGCGCCACGUGCAGCGCGUGCUGAUUGAGCUGCUCACCCAGAUGGACGGCUUCGACGAGUCCACCAACGUGCGGGUGAUCAUGGCGACGAACCGCGCCGACGACCUGGACCCGGCGCUGCUCCGGCCGGGGCGGCUGGACCGCAAGGUCGAGUUCACGGCGCCCGAGAGCCCGGAGGAGAAGCGGCUGGUGCUGCAGACGUGCACGGCGGGGAUGAGCCUGGACGGCGACGUCGACCUCGACGCCCUGGCGGCGCGGCGCGACAAGCUCAGCGCCGCCGAGAUCGCCGCCGUGUGCCGCAAGGCCGGCAUGCAGGCCGUGCGCGACAGGCGGGGCGCCGUGACGGCGGACGACUUCGACAAGGGAUACCUCGCCGUCGUCGGCAAGAAGCCCGGCGACGCCGCCACCGAGUUCCACUUCUACAACUGAUCGCCGGCUUCGCUUAGCAACACAGCUCAUAUCUUUACGCCUUUCACUAGGAAAAGGCAUUGUAUAGCUCCUGCUUGGGCAACGUCUCAAAUGUAUACAAUUAUUCUGUAAUUCACUGAACAAAUUUAAGAUAGAAACACCAGCAAUUUUACCUUCUUUUCAGAACACUAACAGUCUCUUGUAUUUCCUUUGAGAAUACUUGGUUCAUACUACAUAGGAGACAACGUCACCAGGU
Molecule: messenger RNA, 1800 nt
Organism: Oryza sativa Japonica Group (Japanese rice)
Lineage: Eukaryota; Viridiplantae; Streptophyta; Magnoliopsida; Poales; Poaceae
Source: RefSeq, a predicted model, not a curated record